Molecule: messenger RNA, 4104 nt
Organism: Moesziomyces aphidis
Lineage: Eukaryota; Fungi; Basidiomycota; Ustilaginomycetes; Ustilaginales; Ustilaginaceae
Source: the annotation of a GenBank genome assembly
AUGUCCGCAUCCACCGAGUUCCUGCCAAGUCGCGACCUGCGCCAACUGAGGGCGCUAGACUUGGCCUCGCCCAAAUGCCUGGAUGUUGUGACCGCCAAUCUCGACAGUCUCGCCAUCGUGCUCGGCGCCAGCGGCGGCCAGAUCCUUCACGCUCCCCCACAUCCCACGGCGAACGACACGCAAGCUCACGAUGACUUUCAGUCUUCCGUCGAGGAUCCACCGCAGGAGACGGAUGUAUUCGAGCAGCGCUACAUCACCCGCUGGCUCACCCGACUCGUCUCCGAAUUCGCCAUGACCAGCGCCGAGUCGCAAGAGAUGCAGGACAGGUGUGAACUUCUCUCGCAACGAUGCGCCGAGCUGCUUGCCCUAGCAGCAGGCAAGAUGGCUGCAGGUGCUUCGAUUCAAGACCACAUCUUCCAACUCUCCGAUGGCGAGGUCAUCGUCAAGCUCCGAGACGGUGCACUCGUACACGACUCGCUAGGCACACAUACGUGGGGAGCUGCCCCCAUCCUUUCGCAGCUCCUUCUCCCCGUCGACGCAGAUUCCAAGCGCGAUCUCAACGUCCUCGAGCUCGGAGCAGGCACCGGCCUCGUCGGACUGACAAUUGCGCAAUGGUCGCGGCAACACCGUCGCGAUGCAGGCACUCGCGUGGUGUGCACAGAUCACCAUCCCACCGUGCUCGAAAAUCUGGCGCACAAUAUCCAGCUCAACCACUGGCCAGCGAGCGUCGCUCAAGCAUCGCAAGCUCGAGUUGACGUUGUGGCCCGCUGUCUGGACUGGCAGAGCGUGUAUCAGUCUCGCAGUGGCCAAGCUAGCUCGGCGCAUCAACUGUUGACAUCGCAGACCGUGCCGAGCCAUCUCGUCGCUUCCGCACAAUCCGACUGGGCACGCCAACUUGACAUUGGCUCCUGUCAGCACAGCUUUGACUUGAUCGUCGCAGCAGACUGCAUCUACGAUCCCGUCCAUCCCCUGUGGAUCCGCUCGGUGGCCGAGUCGCUUCUGAAGCCUGCUGACCCCUCGAGCGGCGUUCAGCCAUUGCUCCACAUCAUGGUGCCGCUGCGCCCAACGCACCAGGCCGAGAUGCAGGCAGUGUAUGAGGCCUUUGCGGCGGAUCGUCCAGGCGAGCGCGGUCUGCGUCUCGCCAUCCUGGCCCAGCGCGACUACCAGGGCUACGAGAACUUUGGCGCCUGGAACUCGGUCGUCCGUGCAGCCGGGCCGGUCCAACAGAGCCAGCCAGAGGGUGGACUGGCUCGAACCUAUCGCUGGUUCGUCAUCGUGAGCCUUGAAGUCACGGGUCGGCGGGUCCGUGCUGAACGGCCACAAGGUUUCGCCGACUUUUUUAGCGUUUCGCAUUGGGGAGCUCUUGCAGGUUGGGCUGAUGUGCCCACGGCUCAGCGUGCCCUUGGAUGGCUCUCGGUUGAGCUCGUCGGUGCUGUGCUGUGCUGUGCUUUGUCCCGUAUAAUCGCUGCACUGCGCCUCGAUUGGGUGGGCAUCUUCAUCUCGCCGAGGUGGUGCGCCCAAUUCAAGGCGUCCCGAGCCGCACCGCCCCCCUUCGCUCCCACCACCACCGCUCCUCUGCACUCUGCGCCCCUGUUGGUUAUCAACCAAAGGUACGUUGCCUCUGUCUCUGCCACUGCCGUCCUGUCCCCUCCCUCGCGCUGGCGUGCAUCCCAUCUCCUCUGCCCACCUGCGCCACCUGCACCGGCAACGCAACCAUCGCAGUUGCCUUUGGGCUCGCCUCCGCCAUUGGCUGCGUCUGGCUCGGGUAGAGCCGCCCUCGUCGCCGUCCGAUUGCCCUCUCGACACCGUCCAGCCGCCGCCCACCGGCUCCUCGCGGCGUCUCCCUCCUCUGUACUAUUGCUCCGACUGUGGGCCGCGUCUCAGGUCACCAUCCCUGCCCUGCCUGCCUGCUGCACGAACCCGCCUGGUGGCUGCCGGCCAGGUCGCCAUUUUGAAAACUUCAUUUUGCAAGUUUUUGGACGCCCUCUCUGCUUGAUUGCCCCUGCCUCGCACUUUGGCCCUCGCCGCGCUCCUCGCCGCUGGACAAAGCACCUCUUUGGCGCCGCUCGCACUCUGCCUCAGUACUACAUCACAUUCUUUCGCCUUGCUCCUCCCCCCUCCCCUCUUUUACAGUCACACGCAGCAGCAUCCGCGACCCACCGAGCACUUCAUCCGCAACUCUUCUGCGAAGUGCGUCGCCCGCUCCCUCGCACCAUCCAUCCAUCCGCGUCGCCGCACGCGCUUGAUAGGCACGCCCCCACUUCAUCGCGCGUCGCAUCCAUCCACUCCUCCUCCACCUCUGCCUCUACUUCCGGGUUCCUCGUCACCGAUCCCUUCCCCGCCUUCAUCUUCCCUCGAUUGACGCAGUCAUUGACUCGUCACCACCUCGCCGUCUCCACCCCUCUUCGACUCACUGGCAGGCCUCACCGUCGCCACCAGAUUCGUUUCUUCGCUCGUGCUGUCGUCGUUCGGCUUCCCUUCAGACGCGCUUGCGAGUUGAAGUGGUCCUCGAGACGCCACGCGACGAGUCCAUCGCCUCGACGGGCCGACCCUUCCAUGGCCUCGCAGCACCUCGUCUCGCCGCAAGAAGCGGCCGCACAAGCUCAGGCGCGAAGGAUGCAAUCUUCUGACACUCACCACAAUCCUCACCAUCACCCUCACCCUCACGCAGGCUCCGACGACGCUCAAGGUAGCCAGUACUUCAACCCAGCAGCUAUGCACUCACGAAACCUCGGUAUGGACAACGGUAACGCCCCGUCUCACUACGGAGGCAUGCAGCUUCCUCCCCUCGGCGCCGGCCAAAGCAACGGCGGCCACGGAAACAUGGGCCACCACGCCUACGGCUCCCACUUUGGCGGCCAAGGUCACGCCAUGCCUUCCCAGCUCUCGUAUCCCCAGCACUCGCCCAACCCUUCCCAUGCCCACAUCUCGGGCGGCCAGAACGCCGGUCCCAUGUCGAUGUACGGCUACGGGGUCCACCACUCGUCGCCCCAGCAGCACUACUCUCAUGUGCCCGGCCAGGCCGCUCACGGAGGCAUGGGUGGCAUGGUCGGCGGCGCCGGUUCCAACCCCAUGAUGGGUGCGCCCGGCGGCGGCUCUUCGGGCAACGACUUCAACCACGGCUUCGGUCAGCAGUCGCACUACCACCAGUACUUCCAGCCCCAGAACCUCCAGAGCAUCUCGCCCAGUCAGGCGGGUGCACCCCCUGCGGCGUCCAACGCCGCCUCGGCUCCUGCCCCCAACGCUGCCGGCUCGGCUGCUGCCAAGGGCUCCGCCAAGGCCGCCAAGGGUGCAAAGGCUCCCAAGGCUCCCAAGGCCCCCAAGGCUGACAAGAAGGGCGCUGCCGCCGCCGCUCCCCCUGCCAAGGCAGCCCCCGAACCCAAGGGCAAAGCCUCGAAGAAGGGCGCGAGCGCCGACGCUCCCAAGGCCAAGUCCAAGGCCCAUCCCUAUGCGCAGCCCGAACCCGCCGCUGACACCAAGCCCGCCAAGAAGCAGAAGAAGGAGGACCCGCCGAAACCGUCGGCGCUCAAGUCGCGCCUCAAGCCGCCCAAGCAGGCGCCGUCGGCCUGGCAGAUCUUCUUCACCGAAGAGCUCCAGAAGAUCAAGGCUCAAAGUCCCGACGAACGCCUCAACGUCGCCCACGUCGCCAAAGAUGCAGGCCAGCGAUACGCCGCGCUUCCCGAGUCCAAGAAGCAGGAGUUCCACCGCCGCAGCCUUGAGGCCAAGGAGCUGUGGGAGCAGGAGAUGGCAGACUGGAAGGCCAAGCUCACGCCCGAGGACAUCCGCCAGGAGAAUCUCUACCGAUCCGCCCAGCGCAAGGCCGGCAAGUCGAGGAAAGGCAACCUCAAGGACCCCAACGCUCCCAAGAAGCCCCUGUCCGCCUACUUCCUCUUCCUCCGCGCCAUCCGUGCCGAUCCCAACAUGACGCAGGCGGUCUUCGAGGGCGAGCAGGAGACGACCAAGCAGAGCGUGCUCGCCGCCGCCAAGUGGCGCAGCCUCAGCGAGACCGAGAAGCAGCCCUACUUGGAUCGCGCCGAGGCCGACAAGGCACGCUACGAGCGACUCCGCCGCGAGUACGAGAGCAGCAACGGCCUCGAGUCGUAA